Messenger RNA from Carassius gibelio (silver crucian carp), 1046 nucleotides. RefSeq names its product dnaJ homolog subfamily B member 9-like. The transcript is spliced from 3 exons. NCBI's taxonomy places the organism in Eukaryota, Metazoa, Chordata, Actinopteri, Cypriniformes, Cyprinidae. The coding region runs from base 114 to 755 and encodes 213 amino acids. The record is from RefSeq and is a predicted model, not a curated record. Gene Ontology annotation, cellular component: endoplasmic reticulum. Gene Ontology annotation, molecular function: protein-folding chaperone binding; misfolded protein binding.
GCGAGUCGUGGAGCAGUAACUUUAGCGCUGUCACAGCGUUCAGGAAAGCGAUCAGCUGUUCUUGGUUUGAUGUAACUUUAGCACGGAAACCAGCAGCGGGUCGGACCACAGGCAUGGCAACAGUUCAGUCAGCGUUCACUUUGGCUGUGAGCAUUCUGCUCAUCACAGAGUUCAUUCUGGCCGAGAAAGACUACUACGAGGUCCUGGGUGUACCUAAAGAUGCGUCUGACCGGCAGAUCAAAAAAGCUUUCCAUAAAUUAGCCAUGAGGUAUCACCCUGAUAAAAACAAAAGCCCUGACGCUGAGGAAAAGUUCAGAGAGAUCGCCGAGGCAUAUGAAAUACUAUCAGAUGACAAUCGGAGAAAGGAGUACGAUCAGAUGAGGAGCAGCCCGUUCUCCAGAGAGAGUCCGAGAGGAGGCGCUGACCACUUCCAUCAACAUUUUAGCUUCAACUUCGAUGAUCUAUUCAAAGGCUCUGACAAGUUUGGACACAAUCCUCAUUUGCAUAAUAAAAGGCAUUUCGAGAGGCACUUUCAGGCCCACCAAGAAGCACGCAGCAGGCACAGGAGGCACUUUCAGCAGUCUUUCGGUGGUGACAUAUUCGAUGAUAUGUUUGAGAAUAUGGAGAAGAUGUUCUCUUUUAAUGGACACCAGACUCGGGCUCAAAGCAAGUCUCACGGUUCCACCAGGCAGCACUGUAGGACUGUCACACAGCGAAGGGGCAACAUGGUUACAACAUACACAGACUGCUCUUGAGUUAAUGUGCACAUGGAAAAGUCUUUUGGCUGUGUGGAUUGAGACCGCAAUUAAUUCUGUUUUGCAUCAUUUCUGAUCAUCUGCAAGAAUCAUCACAUAUUUUUGGACAUAACAUCCCCAGUUUAGGGAUCCUGUGUCUGCCUUUAUACAAAAUUCACCAUUCACAGCAUAUUAAUAAUGUUAUUAACGGCUAAUAUUAAAACUUAUUCUCAGUAAACACGAUGACCUCAUCCAAAUGGCUAAAAAUACUUUUUCAGAUAUAUUUUAAAUACAUUUCAAAACAUUUUUGUU